Messenger RNA from Salarias fasciatus (jewelled blenny), 2738 nucleotides. Its product is annotated as interleukin-18 receptor 1-like. The transcript has 10 exons. The coding region runs from base 301 to 1857 and encodes 518 amino acids. Lineage: Eukaryota; Metazoa; Chordata; Actinopteri; Blenniiformes; Blenniidae. The record is from RefSeq and is a predicted model, not a curated record. Gene Ontology annotation, biological process: signal transduction.
CAACCGCAGGGUCGAGCUCUGCUGUAUGUCCUGAUAUUUCCUGAAACUUUCAGUAAACCGCACUUCUUUGCUCAGUGUCGUUGGUUUUCAUUGCGCAUUGGUGUCUCUGGUGUGACUGCCGAUAAAACGAAACUGACGGGUUUCCAUUGAACUUCUUCUUUUUCUCUACGUGUUUGUUUUCGCAAACUGCAAAACCGCUCCGUCAUACUACGACAAGGAGAGUCUCUUAUUUUUUGACAUCUGAAGAAUAGACAGUUUCCUUCCCUCCUUCUGUUACCUGCUGUCCGUCUGCUGGCUGUCAUGAAGGGCUUUCUGCUCUUCCUCCUCCUCAUCCUUCGAACAGGAGUGUGCACUCUGCAAACAAAGAAAGUCAGGAAAGAUGAGGUCGUGGCUCUUAAAUGUGGAGAGAAAGGUAAAGGCAGUGACAAAAUUCUCUGGAAAAAUGAAACCAGCCAGAUGUACCUGCACAACAUGUCCCCGGCUGAGCAGGAGCAGAGGAAUUUGGUGCUCGAUGGGCAUUUUCUUGUAAUACUCUGGGCAUCUGUAAAUCAUCAGGGAAAUUACUCAUGCGGUCUCAGCAACUUCAGCAGCCGUUCCUGGUUCAAACUGACAGUGUUUGAGGGGAACACUGGAGAGCAUCCAAGGACAUGCCACGAAGAAGAACACUGUAAAUUGACUUGUCCUCCCAUGAGUGUCCCUCCUAACAUGUCAAGCACUGACCCUACCUGGGAAAAGCCGGAUGGUAAGCGUGAGCAAUUGCCUGAAAUCCACUUCCAAAGUGUGAAAAUGGAAGAUGGUGGUGUCUACACUUGCUUCAGGUCGUACCCUUAUUAUGGUCAGAUGUAUAAUAGGACCUGCAGAGUGAAGCUUGUUGUUAAACCAAAAGAACAGAAGAAAUAUGCAAAAAUCACUGAGCCAAGGGAAAAGGAGGUGUUUUAUGUAGAUAUAGGUUCACCAAAAGUCAUCCACUGCAAAGCUGCUGUUGAUUUAAAGUUUGAUGAUUUGUUUUGGUUGAGCAAUCAGUCAUUUGUCGAAACGAAUGGCAGCCAUCCAGUUUUCUACAAUACCACAUGGGAAAACGGUGAUAAGAUGACAGCAUCUUUAGUCUUCAAAAGAGUGUCAGAGAAUGACCUGACAAAGACUUACACCUGCAAACUUCAAUCUGCCGGCCAGGAUUCAAGCUCUGUCAACAUCACACUGAGCCUAAAAGCUCGCCCUUCAUACGUUUCCCUGGCUAUAUGUAGUGUUUGCGUCGUGUUAGCGGUGGUUGUAUCAGCUGUGGUCUACGCAAAGUUUAAAGUUGACGUCACGCUUUUCAUGAGAGACACCGUUGGCUGCCACCGCCGUGCGUCAGAUGGAAAGAGCUAUGAUAUAUUUUUGAUGAGUUACAAGAGUGAAACAGAAGUAGGAAUAAACAGCCAUGACAGGAAAAUGCUGGAGAGCGUUCUGGAGGAUAGAUUUGGUUACAGCCUCUGUCUGUUUGAUCGUGACGUCUUACCAGGAGAAAGCAUAGCAGAGGCUGUGUUGGACUGUGUGGAGCGGAGCCGCACUGUGGUUUUGGUUCCCACCUCUCCGGAUCCCAGUCUGGAGUCUGGAUUGCUGAGUGCGCUCCAUGCAGCCUAUGUGGAGCGGCAGACUCGUUUGGUUUUUAUCACCACUGAGAGAACAGGAGCAUUGAGCACAGGCUCAAUACCAGAAGCCUUACAGCUUCUAAGUGAGGCUGGAGACCAUGUCACUUGGAAAGGCAGAGGCUCCGAAAUGCCCUCGUCAGCCUUCUGGAAACACUUGCGUUAUCACCUCCCUGCCCCCCAUCAUCCUCCAAAAUCAAAGAUUUCACUCAAGACAAUCAGUUUAUAGUGAAAUGUUUGACCAAGUUUGAAUCUUUACCAUCAGCGUUGCUGUCAGUUUGUGGGUUUUUGGGUUGCAUUUGCAUUGGCUGCUACAGAAGACAGUUUGGGACUGGAAAGUCAGGGCUACAAUCCCACUGAGGGUCAGGGAGGCCAUGUCUGAGUUACUCAAAACCAUGAAAAACUGUUAGCAGGAACUCAAAGUAUGCCUAUACAAAUCCGACAGUCUUUCUGCCACUCCAAAGAGUAUCAUUUAUUCAUUCUUUCAUUCAUUCAUUCAUUCUUUCGUUCUUUAUUGGCUCUUCACCAUGCCCAUAGUAUGGAGCACAAAAAGCUUACUGGCAGACAGAAAGCCAUAUACGUCACCAAAAAGAACACCAUGAUUAUCCAAUGUGCUAGAACUUCUGCAAUAAAAACUGUAUCUGAGGAGUCGGCAUAUAAUUUUUUCAGAUGAAUCAGAAUCAACACUUUCAAAGCAGGAAUAAAACCCAGAAUAUGAUUUCUGGCUGUAAAAAGCAGGUCAAGAAACUGACCAGUGCAAACUGUGAAUUAAAGCAUUGAUUGUUUCUUUAUUUAAUUUUUCUUACAAAUCUUCAUUUGCUGUGAAAUGUUUCCUGAAUUGUGCAAGUACCUUUGUUUUUGCAAAGUGAAGAAAAGUACUUUAAUUUAUACAUGAAUCGAAUUUAAAAAUGUAAGAUAGCGUCUCACACCAGUAUUCAUAUUGAUGCUACUGACAUUUCCAGAGCUGUUUGUUGAGAGUAAUGUCAUUACAAUGGAGGUGAAACAAUUCACAUUUUUGUUCCUAUUGAUCAUUGUGACUUCUAUUCUUUUUAUUCUUAUUUAAUGUCAUAAUAUUGUUUUUCCUGUUUUCAUUCAUUCAUUCAUUUUCCG